AUGACCGCGUGGACCACGAAUGUCGGGCGCAUCGCGCUGGAUGACGUCCUCAGCGGCGACGAGCGGUCGCUCUUGGAGCUCGAGUUUGACGCGUUCGACAGCCGGAAGCGGAAUACCUUGGAUAAACUUCAGGCGACCAAGCUGCUCGCCAAGCACAUGCCGUCGCUGUCGCCGGACGAACUCGGCGCGCUCUUGGCACUGCAGGAAGGCCACGGCACGUUCCAGCUCUCUCGCCUCGAGUACCUGCAAAUUCAGGCGGCCAAGAAGCUGGCGCUAGAAGCUGCCGACGAAGAGGACCUGAAGCGGCACUUUACAGUCCUCGACUACCACGGCAACGGGUCGCUCGUCGCGGACGAGAUACUCGACGCAUUGGAGAAGACGGGCGACGCCGGCGUCAACAUCCUCAAGGGCGCGGUCGCCGCCGCGGCCAAGCGUGUUGCGGACGGCAAGAUCACAUUUGACAUCUUCCGCAGCGCGAUCCACGACAUGAACCGGACGACGCAAGCGUCGAUCGCAGCCGACACGCUGCGUUUGUACCAGCUUCAGGCCAAGCAAGAAGCGACGUUGCAGCAACGGCAGCGCGCCAAACCGGGCUUGAAGACGUCCUUGCACGUCGAGUGCAGCGUCUUGGAGGCGCACAUUGGCCGGCAGAAGAAAGGCCUUAUCACCGUGCAGAAUGACAUUUUCUCCACAAUUUACGCUGCCAUCCUCUCCCAGUACGUCUGCGAAACCACAGUCUUGCGCAACUUCCAAGCCUUCUUUGACCACUUGCACACCGAAGACAGUCUAUUGUUUCGUCGCGGGCUCGAGCGCAGCGGUCGCAUGGUCGACGUCCACCCGAGCUUCCUCUUGUACCCGGGUGCUGUCAUCGAGCGGUCGCCCGAAUACACCGCACUGUGCCACUUCAUGGUCCCCGACCUCGUCUACGACACGCAUGGCGACGGGCCGAUCUUCACCAACCGCGCGUACCGCAAAGUGUUUCUAGCCUACUGCCUCCUCGGGAGCCUCACCAACUUUCAAACGAUUUCCCGGAGCAACUUUGUGCGCUUUGUCAAGGACUGCCAGCUCACAACUUGCGCCGACGGCAACAACCUCUGCGACCCGGACAUUGAUGCGUGUUUUGUUUUGGCGACGCGCGCGUCGACGACGGCCGCGUCACCGCGUGCGUCCCCGCGCACCACGUAUGGACCCCGGGGCAUCCACCUGCACUUUCAGCCGACGCCAUCGUGCUUCCAGCCGCUUGUUGUUGACGAAAACUUCCCACCGGCCUCGUCGCCGACGCACCGCGGUGGCAGCAUGAACUUUGCGCAGUGGGUUCAUGGCACGACGCUCGUCCUUCAAAAGUGCCUUGGCUUCUCUGAGAUGCCGGAAGGGGACGUGCACGAAGCGCUGUUUCGGGAUCACGUGUUGCCUCGUGCGCGGCAGAUUGAGAUCCAGCCCAUGGGCCCCGAGAUCUCGCAGCCCCAGGUCAUGGCUUUCAUCCACACCCAUGUGUGGCCGCUCAAGCAGUUGUUUGCGCACUUUGGCGGCCACUCGCUCAGCCACAUUGAAACUGGCACGCAACUCUCAUUGGCCAACUUUUUGCUGUUUGCGCGCUGUUUUGACAUUUUGCGGUCGACCAAAGACAACCACACGAAAGCGGGUCCGCCUCAGUUCCGUCCGCUUUCGCUUCAAGAAGUUGUCCAAGAGUACAAUGCCGCCAAACUCGACGUGGGCUUCUCGCAUACGGAGAGUCGCGAGUCCCUGGACCUCAAUUUUCACGAGUUUUUGCGCUGCAUCCAGCGGCUCGCAAUGGCCAUGGGGCGCGUCACACAGCCGACCGAGCUGCCCCACGUCCUCGGCCAAUCGCUCGUCUCGUCGUUCCAGUACCUCCGCGCGGACCUUAGCUCGACGCCCCGCGUGCACCUCUUCCAGCACUCGCGCCAGCUCCACGCGCAGGACCGGCACUUUUCCAAAGCCAUCGAGUUGCUCCAACUGCGGGCCACCACGCCGCGCUUGGUGCACCUCGUCCACCGUCUUGGCCACUUGCCGCGGCUGCCGCUGGACGAGCUCCCGCCGCCGCGGAUGAGCCCACGCAAGCCCGCGCCCGAGACAGUUGCCAAAAAGUGCAUCACGCCCCGAAAAACCCACCUGCCGCUGGUGGCGCAAUCGUCGCCGCGCUACUCAGCGAACCGACCACUCUCGCUCGGAGGGUUGCCUCGCCCACGCGUCAUCAAGGCGCCGCCAUCACCGAUCGUUCGACCAGUUGCCGAACCCAACCAAAGCGUGUACGACGAGUACCGGAUCCCACUGCUCUCGUCGCGGGACCGCUCACGCACGCCGUACCAGUCGGCGACCGUCGUCACGGCCCACCACACCAUGUGA
Saprolegnia diclina VS20 is the source of this 2364-nucleotide messenger RNA. RefSeq lists its product as hypothetical. The transcript has 10 exons. Bases 1 to 2364 code for a protein of 787 amino acids. NCBI's taxonomy places the organism in Eukaryota, Oomycota, Saprolegniomycetes, Saprolegniales, Saprolegniaceae. The record is from RefSeq and is a predicted model, not a curated record.